Molecule: messenger RNA, 1341 nt
Organism: Penicillium manginii
Lineage: Eukaryota; Fungi; Ascomycota; Eurotiomycetes; Eurotiales; Aspergillaceae
Product: cytochrome P450
Exons: 6
Coding region: 1-1341 (446 amino acids)
Molecular function (GO): oxidoreductase activity, acting on paired donors, with incorporation or reduction of molecular oxygen; monooxygenase activity; iron ion binding
Source: RefSeq, a predicted model, not a curated record
AUGUGGAGAUCUGCCAAGAGCACCAACGCUUUUGAGAUGGUUGCAGACUAUCACCAACAGUAUGGCGAUUUCGUUCGAGUGGGUCCUGCUGAACUUUCGGUCAACCAUCCGGAUGCUAUCAGUGCAAUCCACUCGUCCAAGUCUUCAUGUAUCAAGAGUCCUUGGUAUGAUAUAUUGCAGCCGCAUCGGUCCGUUUUUGGGACACGAGAUCGAGCAGAACAUCAACAUCGCCGACGUGUAUGGGAUCAUGCAUUUAGGCCUUCUGCUCUUAAAGAAUACGAACCCUCUCUGCGAGCUUGCGUGAAUCAGCUCGCCGACAAAGUUAGCAAUCGUGCAGCCUCGGGUACUCCCGUGAAUAUGACUCUGUGGUUUGGGUGCCUCAUGUUUGAUAUCAUCGGUGAACUUGCGUUUGCAGAAUCAUUUGGCACCCUUGCCAAUGAAAAGCCACAUUACAUGAUGCAAUAUUUACACGACUCGAACUUGUCAACUGGAAUUAUGAUUCGUGCGACGUGGCUCAUCAUGUUUUUCCGGAGUAUACCGAUUCUCAAUAGAGGACUGCAACAGUUCCUGGAUUUCUCUGAGACAGCAAUGGAGAAAAGGUUGAAGAGAAAGGAUGACCCGCGAGACAUUUUCGCUUGGCUUUGGAACGAGUUUUCUACCAAAUCACCUCAAACAUUGGAGGCAAGGCGGAAUCUGAUCGCUGAUGCCUCGUUAUCGGUCUUUGCCGGAAGCGACACGGUGGCCAUCACUAUGACUGGGAUCUUGUAUUAUCUGAUGGCUUACCCCGACUAUCAAAAGAAACUGCAGGACGAGUUUGAUGAGGCCGAAGACAGCAACAAUGGCUCAGAAAUCCAAGAUCUAACGAAGCUACCGCUUCUGAACGGUAUAAUCAAUGAAUCACUACGACUUCAUUACGCCGGGCCCUCAGGGUUUCCCCGAAUCACACCACCUGAGGGGAUACAGGUAGGAGACACGUUCAUCCCCGGCAAUGUUCACAUCAAGGUCCCAUUCUACGCCGUCUUCCGGGAUGAGCGGAAUUUCAAAUUCCCCAAUGAGUUCAUUCCAGAGCGUUGGUCAAGUUGUCGCGACCUGAUUCACCAUCCAGAGGUUUUUGCUCCUUUUUUGAUGGGACCAUAUAAUUGUGUUGGCAAGAAUGCUGCUCUGAUGCAGAUCAGGUAUACAAUAUACUCUAUCUUCAGGCAAUUUGAAGCACAGCCAUCGAACAAGAACCAGCUACAGGAAUACUGGAAGCAACGAGCUGACGGUUUCAGUAUGGGACUUGGCCCUCUUUGGACCAUCUUCAAGGAACGGCCUGGACGAGGGACGUCGACAAUUCAAUGA